CCUGAUACACCGCAAUCAUGUCUAUCAUGUCCUAUAAUGGAGGGGCCGUCAUGGCCAUGAAGGGGAAGAACUGUGUGGCCAUCGCUGCCGAUAGGCGCUUCGGGAUCCAGGCCCAGAUGGUGACCACCGACUUCCAGAAGAUCUUUCCCAUGGGCGACUGGCUGUACAUCGGCCUGGCCGGGCCCACCACCGACGUCCAAACAGUUGCCCAGUGCCUCAAGUUCCGGCUGAACCUGGAUGAGCUGAGGGAAGGUCGGCAGAUCAAGCCUUAUAUGCUCACGAGCAUGGUGGCCAGCCUCUUGUACGAGAAACGCUUUGGGCCCUACUACCCUGAGCCAGUCAUUGCCGGAUUGGACCCAAAGACCUUUAAGCCCUUCAUUUGCUCUCUAGACCUUAUCGGCUGCCCCAUGGUGACUGAUGGCUUUGUAGUCAGUGGUUCCUGCACUGAACAGAUGUUUGGGAUGUGCGCGUCCCUCUGGGAGCCCCACAUGGAUCCAGAGCACCUGUCUGAAACUAUCUCACAAGCCAUGCCGAGUGCGGUGGGCAGGGGUGCAGGGUCAGGCAUGGGACUCAUCGUCCACAUCAUUGAGGAGGCCAGAAUCGCCACGAGGACACUGAAGGCCCGAAUGGACUCACGGUUGCUUCCAGAACCUCAUCUGUCAAGUGGGGCUAAUCUGGUCUUUCAUCCAGAAUUGUGCGGGUUAUACAAGAUUGGGUGUGGAAAGCACCUAGCGUGA
Molecule: messenger RNA, 737 nt
Organism: Hippopotamus amphibius kiboko
Lineage: Eukaryota; Metazoa; Chordata; Mammalia; Artiodactyla; Hippopotamidae
Product: proteasome subunit beta type-3-like
Exons: 2
Coding region: 18-737 (239 amino acids)
Biological process (GO): proteasome-mediated ubiquitin-dependent protein catabolic process
Cellular component (GO): proteasome core complex; proteasome core complex, beta-subunit complex
Source: RefSeq, a predicted model, not a curated record